Zophobas morio is the source of this 508-nucleotide messenger RNA. It is a transcript of the gene EMC5, whose product is annotated as ER membrane protein complex subunit 5. The record is from RefSeq and is a predicted model, not a curated record. NCBI's taxonomy places the organism in Eukaryota, Metazoa, Arthropoda, Insecta, Coleoptera, Tenebrionidae. Bases 92 to 433 code for a protein of 113 amino acids. The transcript is spliced from 3 exons.
CCAACGUUAAUUUUGUCAUUGUGUACAAAAAUCACUAAUGGAGUAAUUUUCUCGCAAUUUAUUAAUUUAAUACUUUUCGACUCUAUUUAAAAUGCCAGCCACGCUUUUUCACCGAUUCGUUUUAACUAUUGGGUUUUUGUCUCUGUUUCACGUUGCGUAUUCAGCAGCCCAACAUCGUUCGUAUUUGCGAUUAAACGAGUUGGAUUUCACCCACUUGCCACUCGAUGUUAUAAUUCAAGCCUUCAUCAGUUUAUUUGUCAUAAUGUAUGGGGUCAUGAACGUCGCAGGCGACUUUAAAGAAAUCAAAGCCUCUGCCGAGUUGGAAAAUCGGUUUUGGGAGACCUUCAAAAACGUCCCUUCGUUCUAUACAUUCAGUCACCGCGGUAGAUUUCUCAACCCGUCGUAUUCUAGUUACAAAGACGACGACGAGUGAUUGCAAGUAUUUAUUUGGAAUACUAUUGUUAAGUGCAUGGUACAGAUUGAAAAUAAAUAAUGCCUUUAGUCUUAA